CUCAACAGACUAUAUUAAAUGUUUUGUUGACCAUUUGAAAUUUGACAAUUUAUUUUUAUCUUUCUCUUCUUACUACAUUUAUUGACAGAUGAUCAAAAUCUGCAUUUGCAAUUCAAAUAUCUAAAUUAAUCUGAUUAUAAGAUAAGCGUGUAUUAAAUUCACAAUAUUCUUUUCUCCAAUAUAAAUAGGGGCCACUACCUCAUAACCUUUGCAAAUUAAGGUUGUGAGCAAAUUAAGCAAAGAAAAUCAAUGGCUUCUUCUUUCACUAUUACCUCAUUUCUUGUAUCUUUUUUUCUAUCCAUUCUCUUCACAUCAACAAUUGUGAAGGGAGAUUUAGUUAGUGAUAUUUGCGCCAAAACACCCAAUGCUACUCUUUGCGAGACACUUUUAAGAUCAGAUCCUCAUUCUAAAACCGCAGAUCUUGAAACCCUAGGCGCGAUCACGUUCAACAUGACUUCCAAACUUAUCGACUCAACAUCCGCUCUGGUAACUUCUCUUCGCGAUAACGCGACGAACGCAACACUAAAAGAAGUAUACUCAAAGUGUAUUGACCAAUAUGCAUUUGUAGAACUAAGUAGGGAAAAUGCAGAGGGUUAUUUUAAGGACAAAAAAUGUGGACAAGUUGUCCAUUUUAUGAGUCGUUCAAUUGGUGAUUUAUUGACAUGUGAUAGUAGCUUUUUUGAACAUUCAGUGGUUGAAGAUGAGAAGCUACAACAAGCUAGUUUUUCGUUGGAACAAUAUUGCAGUGCUAUUAUUGUUAUGGCUGUUCGUCUCUAGACGAUAAAAAAUCUUAGAAUUUUUCACAAAUUUGUUAAGAGCUAUAAUAUAAAUUAUAUUAGCUCCUUAUGUUUAUGUUAAUUUCUCGGUUCUUGUAAUCUGGCCAAAAGAAGUGUGAUCUCAAUCAAGUCCAUGCUAAUUUAGACAUUUUUUUAAAUGUCUAAAUUUGUUUUUAAAAAUCCUCUUAAUAUCUUAAAUCCUAAGCCAUCCCCCAUAAAAGGAAGCCCUUUAUCUCUUAAAAAAUUGGUCAUCAGCUCCAAUUUUACCAUCGUGUAAAGUGAUCUCUUAAUCCUUAGCGCUCAUCUAAAGUUCAGACUUUUAACCAUGGUGAAAAGUCUAAAUUACUAAUUUUGUCGUACGACUAAGCAGAGGCGAAUUCAAAAUUUAAACUUAAUAGGUUCAUUUUUAAUAUUUUCAGUAUUAAACUCAUUAUACUGUUAUAAUUAUGGGCUCAAUUAUAAGAUUAGUUGAGACUUUAAUAAGAUUUUACAGACUCUGUAUCGAAGGUUAUGAGUUCAAACGAACCCAUAGCCGAUAGGCUACAUUUGCCCUUGCGUCUGAGAUCCAAAGUUAGCCAUCGUAGUGGACAAAGCCCACUACCCGUUUAUUAGGUCCUAGUCGCAAGGGUGGAUCCAGUGUAGCGGUGCCAGGUUCAUAUUAACUCAAUACUUUUGACGUAAAGCAUGAAUUUAUGUGUAAAAAUCAUUUAAAAUAGGAACAAAUAAUUGAUAUGAACCCAUAACUUUAACAAUAUAAUG
This is a messenger RNA of Nicotiana tabacum (common tobacco), 1535 nucleotides long. RefSeq names its product pectinesterase inhibitor-like. The record is from RefSeq and is a predicted model, not a curated record. Lineage: Eukaryota; Viridiplantae; Streptophyta; Magnoliopsida; Solanales; Solanaceae. Gene Ontology annotation, biological process: negative regulation of catalytic activity. Gene Ontology annotation, molecular function: pectinesterase inhibitor activity.